Paraphaeosphaeria sporulosa is the source of this 1900-nucleotide messenger RNA. RefSeq lists its product as uncharacterized. Lineage: Eukaryota; Fungi; Ascomycota; Dothideomycetes; Pleosporales; Didymosphaeriaceae. The transcript is spliced from 2 exons. Bases 1 to 1827 code for a protein of 608 amino acids. The record is from RefSeq and is a predicted model, not a curated record.
AUGCCUUCCUGCAAGAACCCGCUCAAAAGACACUCGAUACCCAUCGCAGAAGCUCCUAUCAACGAAGAAAGGUGCAAGGAUAUCAAUGAGUUCCACCUACCCACGAAUCCAAACAACGUCAAAUUGCAGGAAUCAGAGCCCCAGUCGCUGCCCAGCGCAGAAGACAACGUGCAUGCUGUUCGGUUUUUUCUUUAUCAUCUACUCACCUUCAAAGGUAACAAAGUAGCGAAGCGCUGGCCGCAAUGGGUUUUGGAAACAGUCUCGUACUGGAAAGGUGACGGGAGAGCAUUGCGCGCUCUCGAUGGGGACCUGACACAUCUUUGUCCUAUGAGCGCCGGCUAUGCCCAACUCGACAACAAGGUGGCUCUAGAGAGCAACCCUUCGGGUGACUGCCGAACAUACAUAGGCAUGGUAUUGAGUACGAAAAUCAAGAAAUUAAAGGACAAAGAAUACAGGGCGACUGAAGCACAUGAAGAGUGGAAAGCGACGCGACGAGGCUAUUUGCCCUGGAAUCAUUCACUUGCUGAUAUUCCCGGAUCUGCCAGUAUCCAUUCGCCCUCACAUUUUUGUCGUCAGGAGAGCAUAAAGAGAACAUAUCCGUGCGCUCGCCCUUCCGAUACGAUGCUGGACCUUCGCUCCAUGUACAAGAUUCAUGCCGCAUUCACGCCGACGUCUAGUCACUAUGUGCCAUCCAUGGUAGCUUUAGAGUACGAGAUGCCUCGUGCCAGAUCCACGUUCCCUCUUCACAGGGAGUUUUCAAUUGCGGUGGCCUACAACUCUAGCACUGAAUCGCAACGAGCUUCUAGAGAUUGCAGCGCAGGCACAUAUACUACUGACGCCACUAGCCUGCAGCAAUCUCCAAAUUCGAUGGUUAACACCGGGAAGCAAGUGCUCGUAGCAACUCCGCUAUCAAACAACAGUCUCUUGUAUCCAGAUGAAGAUCUCUUUGACGCCGUCUCCAUUGCCAGGCCAUACGUCGCCCCGUCGCAUCAUUCCAGCAUACGGUCGACAGGAUCCCAAAAGCCACAGACAAAUCUGCAAGAGUCCAAGGUCGAAAACGAAAUGAAUGAGACUGCGACAUUGCGCAGUACGACCCGCUCAUCACGUGAGCGCUCAACGUCUACGUCAAGCUACGGCAGCUCUACAUAUCCUAUGUCAGAACAGCCUUAUCCUCGCUACCCUUCUUCGCCAUCGCGCUAUCGCGCAGGAGUUCUUCGAACCGUUGGAACACUGCCUCCCCUCCCUUUCGGGAUGAACGUCCCUCAUCCCGGGAUUUCUGGUCCACGAGAUGGACGAUGUUCAGGCGCGUCUUCGUACUCGCCUGCAAACUCUCACACGAGCGACGCGAGAUCAGAUCUCUUCAGCAAGCAAGAUCCCGUGCCACGACACGGCUCUGUUCCACCGCAGUUGUGCUCCCAGUCUUCACACACACCAUCUCUGAUAAACUAUAUGCAAAAUGCCCGUCAAACACCCUCCCGUCUCUCAUAUAUGCACAACAUCCACCAGACACCCACUCCACGUCAGUAUAUUCCUACAGUGGAUAUAUUCACCGGGGCUUAUCGCUCCGCAAACACUGCCUCAUUGGACAUCGAAACUCUCGAGGACGGUGGCAAGUUCAUCUUGGAGGGACUAAAGAAGCAACGUCAUGGUGUGAGUUCCCAGAGCCGCAGGCGUCCUGCUUACGUACCACCGAAGCCUGCAGACAACGAAUUGGUGGUCGAACCGAGCACUAGGAUCGUGAAUCCACAUACGGGACGGCCUUUCAUGACGCUGUAUGAGCGGAUCGAGGAUUUGGAGAGAAUGGGGGUGGCGCGAAAGCGUAGCUAGUCGAAUUAACAAGGUAUGGCAUUGGAAGGAGGGGCAUUGUGGGCUUUCUUCGAGAUCUUGACGACCAGGUCCG